Messenger RNA from Daucus carota subsp. sativus, 2293 nucleotides. RefSeq lists its product as uncharacterized. Bases 1 to 1389 code for a protein of 462 amino acids. The record is from RefSeq and is a predicted model, not a curated record. The transcript is spliced from 3 exons. Lineage: Eukaryota; Viridiplantae; Streptophyta; Magnoliopsida; Apiales; Apiaceae.
AUGGAAUCCAUGAUGCUUCCCAUUUUAGCCCCUCAUGCGAAAAACACUACUUGGUUGAAAAAAGGCAGAAUCUCGGCCAAAAAAGGGAACUCAGAAUUACCUAAAGAAAGCCUCGAGGAGUUUAAAAAAAGGAAUGCAGUCUUCGAAGAGAGGAGGUAUUCAACUUCUAGCAGUCCUUACUACAAGGAGCUCACAGACUUCACUCUAGAUAUCAAUAAAGAAAAGGUUCAGAUCAACAAAGAAAAAAGUCCAGCAAUCGAGUUUUACGAGGCAAAUUCUGAUAAGUUUGAAAAAGAUGUUCUCUCGACAGACCAGUCUGCCCAGCCUAGCACCAUUCCAGGAGGCAACAGCCGGUUCAGAAAAGUAGCCAAACUCUUUUCCGGAAAGAAUAACUUAGAACUAAACAAAGAAAGCCUUGAUGAAUUAAACAAAAGGAAUGCAGUUCUACAGGAGAAGGGUUAUACUGCCAGUAGUCCUUACUAUAAAGGGCUCACUGACUUCACUCUAGACAUCCAUAAAGAAAAAAUUCCAACCACUGGCCACGAGUCAACUCCCAGUCACUCUAAGCCAGAUAUCUUCCCACCUGACCAAUCCUCUGAUAGUAGCGCUACAAGUAAAGGAUCUACUUGGUCCCAGAAAGCCACCAGAUUCUUUACAAAAAAGAAGAGCUCAGAUCUAACAGAAUCAAGCCUCGAGGAAUUUAAUAGAAGGAAUGCAAUUCUAGAGGAGAAGAGGUAUUUUCAUAUUAGUCCUUAUUAUGUAGGGCUGACUGACUUUACUCUAGAUAUCAAGAAGGAAAAAGUUCCAGUGAUUGAGAUCCAUGAGGCAGCUUCUGUUACCUCCAGCACUAGAUCAAGUUUCAUUGUCAGGAUGCAACAAUUAGGAACGUUUUGCUUCUUUUUCAAAAACAAGGUAAAGAAAUAUGUUUCAUCUUCUUCCUCAUCAUCACAAUCAAGAAUUUCAAAGGACAGAGAUUCCGGGAAAGAAGUUAAAAGCACCUUAACUAAAAGCAACGUAGCCCAUCUUUUUAACGAGGGGAAGCCAUUGAGGGAGAGAGAUUUACCAACAGACCAUGCAGCACCAUCACAGCUACAAACGUCACAAACACAACUUCCACCAGUACCACAAGUAUCACAGCCAGCAGAAACAUCAGAAACAAAAGAGAUGAACCCAACAGAACAAAGUGAUACUGAGGGUAAAAGGAAGCCAUUCACUUGGGCAGACACGUAUCGGCCUUAUACCUUAACAGAUUUCAUAGGCAACCGAGAAACAGCCACAGAGCUAAAAGCUGCGGCAAAUUCUGGAGACUGCUGUCACUUCAUAUUUGAAGGAAAACCAGUCAAAGAAUCGGUAAAUUAUAUUCAACUCCCCUUCUACAAUUCAUCUUAAUCCAGGACAAACACACCUACCAAGUUAAAGCUUAACUCUCGCACAUUAACUCCAAAUACUCUCCUUUCUGUUAAUUACUUACUACUACCUUCUUCUAUUCACCUUCCCCAGAGAUUGGCCUAAUUUUGCUUAUCAUAUAUUUUUAUGUUUUUAGUCACACUCCCAUAGUUAACAUCCGGAUACAUACAACCAAUACUGAGUACCUAAGGCUCAUCCCAAGUACCUAAAGAUACUCGCAUCAAAUUAAUGUUGGCAGUAAACACUACCAUCAAAUCUGCCAACGCAUCAUCAGAAAACGGAUGCAGGCUCCCCUCUUGCAAUUUGUUGAUCCAUCUGAAACUGCAAAAGAGUAUGUUCCGCUCCCCCACAAAGUAGAUAUAUAAAAAGAUCAAAUAAAGUGACUCAGACAAUCAUAUGAUCAAAACCCACUCAUUGAUAUCCCUCCUCUACUACCUUAUGACACACGUCAGUUAUCCUCCAAUAUAUAUAUGAAGGAUUCUAAACUUUUAAUCUUGCAGACUGAUCUCAACAACCACUGUGGCACUCUAGUAGCUACUGUAUCUGGUCUUCUCCGAAUGAGGAAAGAGACAUAUAAAGCUCUCAAGUGGUCAUCUCCACAGUAUAAUCCCCACUUCUGUUACUGCUGAACAAGUUCUGAUUUAACUGAUCCGUCACGAGCGUAGUGGCCAAAUCAGAUGUUGUUAAGUAGGCAUUGGUGCAACUUCGUGUAAAUAUGGAUACGAUACAUGUCACUGUCUUAUGGAUAGGUUGGUGCUCAAGCUAAACUAGACCGAUUGGUGUUUAGACAUCGCUCUCAUCCCAUGCUUAUUCAUUCACAUUUACUUAUGUGCACUAUUGUCUUAGUCAUUUUCUUGGGCUCCAGAUCUUGUAUGCUCAUGUUUAG